AUGGAGGCACUGAAGCAAGCUGAGGCAAACAGUACACUUGCGAAGAGGAGCUGCUCUCUCUCCAACGCACAUGUCCGUCGAGAUUGGAACUUGUUGAGUAAGAAGGAACGAAAGUCCUACAUCAAAGCUGUGAAAUGUAUGAUUUCAUCGCCAUCAAAAACACCUGCAGGACUUGUAUCCGGUGCAAAAACACCAUACGACGAUUUCGUUGCUCAACAUAUCAACCAGACAACGUCGAUCCACGGAACGGGCAAUUUCUUGAGCUGGCACAGGUACUUCGUGUACGGCUAUGAGAAGGCUCUGCGGGAUGAAUGUGGCUACACGGGUUACCAGCCGUACUGGAACUGGUUUAGUUACCAAAACGAUUUGAGCAAAUCUCCCCUUUUCGAUGGUUCCGAGACUAGUAUGGGUGGUGAUGGCGCUUUCCUUAAGCACAAUGGCAGUGUUAGCGGUGGUGGCUCGAUCCUCUUGCCAUCAGGAAAUGGAGGCGGAUGUAUAAAGAGUGGUCCUUUCAAGAAUCUGCAACUCAACCUCGGUCCUGUCCUCCCUGCUAUGGAAGGAUACGCUGCCGUAACGGACCCAUUCGAGUGGAACCCAAGAUGCGCUCGACGCGAUUUCAUUCCCACUACCGAAGACUACACCUUCACCAACCUCUAUAACAUGACACUCGGCGAGGCUUCUCAGAGCGUAUACACGUUCCAGAACGAGCUUCAGGGACGUUUUUCCGACGGAUUUCUAGGUACACAUACCGCUGGACACGUGAAAGUUGGUGGUGAUGCCGCCGAUUUCUUCAGCAGCACGAACGACCCUGUGUUCUUCCUGCACCACGCCAUGUUAGAUCGUGUGUGGUGGAUGUGGCAGGCGUUGCAUCUCAAUCAGGCAAAGACAGUAGCUGGUACCAUUACUAUCCUCAACAACCCACCAAGUAGGAAUACUACGUUGCAGGACGUCAUCAGCACGAAUUUCCUCAACAUGCCAGACAGGCCGAUCGGAGAUCUGCUAGGUUCGCUGGAUGGAGAGCCAUUCUGUUACAUCUACCUGUAG
Alternaria postmessia is the source of this 1044-nucleotide messenger RNA. RefSeq lists its product as uncharacterized. The coding region runs from base 1 to 1044 and encodes 347 amino acids. The transcript is spliced from 3 exons. Gene Ontology annotation, molecular function: oxidoreductase activity. The record is from RefSeq and is a predicted model, not a curated record. NCBI's taxonomy places the organism in Eukaryota, Fungi, Ascomycota, Dothideomycetes, Pleosporales, Pleosporaceae.